Molecule: messenger RNA, 2049 nt
Organism: Pseudozyma hubeiensis SY62
Lineage: Eukaryota; Fungi; Basidiomycota; Ustilaginomycetes; Ustilaginales; Ustilaginaceae
Product: cholinephosphate cytidylyltransferase
Exons: 1
Coding region: 1-2049 (682 amino acids)
Biological process (GO): CDP-choline pathway
Cellular component (GO): nuclear envelope
Molecular function (GO): choline-phosphate cytidylyltransferase activity; phosphatidylcholine binding
Source: RefSeq, a predicted model, not a curated record
AUGGCUGCACCAACAUCUCGACCGGCCAACUCUGGCAGCGGCAGCAGCGUCGCCAGCUCAGCAGCCGCAGGUCCCACAGCUCACGCCUCAGCGACUGGGGGGCACCACCAUCAUCACCACCACCACCAUCACCAUCACGCCCACCACAUCACUGACCCUGCACGACGCAAAAAGAAGCAUCUCCCCGCUCAGUUGGCCCAGCUUCAGCUCGAAAACGAAGACGAAGAUGCUAACAACUUCAUCUCUUCGUCGCGCGAUGCUUCUGAAGAGGACAACGAUGAUCAGGAGGAGACCUUUGACGACGAUGCCUCGAUUGCCUCGCUCCGUCACCACCAGCAGGGUCCCAGCUCGACGUCUGUGCCCAUCUCGUCGUCGCUGUCAUCCAUCCCGCCCAACGACAGAGAUCAGGCGUUGAUCGACUCUGCAGCGCUGCAUCAGUCUUCGAAGCUGCAGCACCAGUACAAGCCUUCCAACUUGCAGGAUGACAGAACUCCCGCCAGCUCCAGUCCACCUCGAGAGGCAACAGCAUCAGCUGCUGCGGCUCUGACUGCAGGCGGUGCACCUGCGCGGUCGGGCCAGCCUACGAUUCAGCACGGCUUUGUGUCACCUCCCUCGGCGCACCAGCAGCUGUCGGCGUCGCACGACCGCCGAAAAGAGGUCUCGUCGGACGACGAUGAGAGAUACGUUCGCCCUUCGGUUGGCACCACGCUUGCCACUGCCAGCGCAGCCCUCUCCAGCAGCUCUUCCGCCGAGCUUCUGCCCAAGGCUGUUGCCGCGCAAAGGCAAAUCGGCGGAGCAGACGGCGUCUCUGCAAAGUCGAUCAAUCACGGUGCUGGCCUCAAUCUCGGUUCUCUACCGGCUCCCGCUGUUGGAGCGCCUGGUACGACUUCGCAGCCUCUGAACACUGUCAAGCCCCAGACGAAUGCCACUGAUCCAUUCGCAGCCUCUGUGCUGUCCGGUAACGCCACCGCUGCGACACCGAGAGCGCAGCAGGCGAGCGAUGGCUCCCCUGCGCCGGCGUUGGAGUCUUCAGCGCUCGGCCAAACAGCUACUUCUGGCGGCGUGGCUGCUGCAUCAAAGCGCAAGACGUCUGCCUCGCACCACGCUUCACACGCUGCCGCGCGUCGAGCCGAGCUCAAGGACGGAGCCGACGAUGAAGCAAGCAACAACACGGACGGAGGUACGCCGUACGAUGGCGAUGUCGAGUAUGCCGCUCGCACGCCUGUCUCGAGUCAGUUGGCAGCCGGUGCAGCUGCUCACCCAACAGGAAAAUCUGCAGCUGCUUCGAACGUUUUUGCCACCAAAAGCACCGCACCAGGCCCAGUUCGAUCGCGCAGCUACAUCCAGACGAUGAAGAGCCGUCACGCCGACUGUCAUCCGCAGGGCGACGAGUUCGAGGAGGGCGGAUUCCAGCCUUCUUCGAUCCCUUCCGCCGAAGAGAUCCAAGCGUGGGUGAGCCAAGCGAUCUUCAACCCAGACCCUCAACGCGACUACUCGAUCAAUCCACCACCCAAGCGCUACGACAGCGAAGGUCGAGAACGUCCCAUCCGCAUCUACGCCGAUGGCGUCUACGACCUUUUCCACUACGCACACGCGCUGCAGCUUCGCCAGGCCAAGCUGUCGUUCCCUGCGGUGCAUCUCAUCGUCGGGGUGGUGAGCAGCUUCUCGUGCGGCAAGCAUAAGAACAAACCGGUGCUGACGAGUCAGGAACGCUACGAGUGCGUGCGCAAUUGCCGUUGGGUGGACGAGGUGUUGGAGGAUGCACCGUGGGUGGUGGAUCAGACGCUGAUCGAUACGUUGGAGAUCGACUACAUUGCGCACGACGAUCUGCCGUACUCGGGGAUCGGGAUGGAGGAUAUCUAUGCAUUCGUGAAGCGGCAGGGGAGGUUUUUGCCGACGAGGAGGACGGAUGGUGUUUCGACGAGCGAGUUGUUGGGUAGGAUCGUGGAUGUUUACAGAGAGGGUAGUUUGGAUGGUAAGCUGGUCAAGAUUGGGUUGGAGGAUUUGACGAGCACGCAUGCUAUGCAUACGGGUCAUGGGGAAGAGUGA